AGAUAGUGAAAAACUUCGUAGACAUACUCGAUUGGGUAUAUUUUAUCCAUGUUAAUUUGGAAAUUCUAACAGAAGCAAUGCUUGAACAAAGCAUUUGAUUUCCUACUUUAUUUCGAGAUUUUAAUUGCAUUUAUUUUAGGUCAUGCUCUUGUUUUGUUUCGUGCUCUUAGGUUUGAUUUGGCAAAUCGGGUCAUCUCAACCCCGAACUAGUUCUCUGAGAACACAACGGUCACUUCAAAGUAGUGUGAACUGAAAUACCCUACGGGGAUUUGAUCUUGAAAGUCUUCACAUCUGUUGAGCUAAAUUUGACUCUAUCCUAGGAUGGAUCAAAAAUUCAUGGCCCUUUUUAUUGAUUACCAUGUUGAUAAAUAACGUCAACAUUAACCGAGAGAAAAUAAAUAGUUGGACAUUGGGAAUACGAGUGUUAGUUUGGGUGUGAAUGUACAGAGAUGUUCAUGAUGACGAAUUCCAACCCGUGUUAGUUGGACAUUUUACACGUAUUAUCCUCCCCGCGUCGUGCCUCUCCUCUUCAGAUCUCCCCGUGACGCUCCUCUUCCAAGACCAGAUCGUCGGCCGUUACUCGUCCUCCUUUGCCGCCGCGCUCGUCCCACCUCGACUUCCGUCAUCUCCUCCUUCGCCGCCUCCGCUCUUCUACCAGCCACCACCAUCGCCGCCUCCGCCUCCCGCCAUGAUUCUUCCAUCUCCGGCCGAAACAGCUCGCCUCCGACCUUGCUCUUCCCGCCGACUGCUGCCGCUCCUCCUCCUUCACUAAGGUAGAGAGAGGAGGGAAGAAGAAGAGAUUUGGGGUAGCAGUCUUGCAGAGGCAGAGAGAGGGGAAAAAGAGAGGAGAGAAGAAGAAGAUAAGAGAGGAGAGAAGAAAACGUGUGAUCUUCCUCCUCUUUCUUUUUUAUUUUAAUUUUUUAUUGUUUGGUAAGAAAGGAGAGAAGAAAACAUGGGUGGGGUUGUUUUUUAUUUUUUUUUCUUUUGUUUUUUAAUAAACAUGGGGUGGGUCGGUUACUCGCGGUUAUAACCGAACUAAAAUCGAAAACCGAUCGGUCGAUGAUCGGCUACCCGUGGCUUCCCUCACGGUCGGUGGUCGGCAGUCAUAGGGGACGGGUCGGUUUAACCUACUAGGAGGCAUUCCGUCCUCUAGCCUACUAGGGGUGUUCGUCUUUUCGCCUGCUGGGAGGUGUUUUUCUUCUAACCUACCUAGCAACGUUCUGUCUUUUAGCUUAUCGAGAAGUCUGGUCUUUCUUCUUCAUAGGAGCGCUCUUAGUCUUUCUAUUUCUAAGAAGUAUGUUAGUCUUCGGUUUCUUGGAAAGCGCUUUAGUCUUUCGGCUUAUGAGAAGCGUGUUAGUCUUUAGACUUCUAAAAAGCGCAUUAGUCUUUCGGCAUCAUGGGAAGCGCAUUAGUCUUUUGACUUCAUGAGACUUAAGUAUUUUGGCUUUCUAUGAAGCGUUUUAGUCUUUGGCUUCUGAGAAGAGCUUAUUGCAAAUUAACCAAAUGGAGCGGAUAAAUACAUUGGGAAUGA
Molecule: messenger RNA, 1531 nt
Organism: Linum trigynum
Lineage: Eukaryota; Viridiplantae; Streptophyta; Magnoliopsida; Malpighiales; Linaceae
Source: the annotation of a GenBank genome assembly